Amphiprion ocellaris (clown anemonefish) is the source of this 6447-nucleotide messenger RNA. It is a transcript of the gene cfap65, whose product is annotated as cilia and flagella associated protein 65. The coding region runs from base 551 to 5803 and encodes 1750 amino acids. The record is from RefSeq and is a predicted model, not a curated record. The transcript has 35 exons. Lineage: Eukaryota; Metazoa; Chordata; Actinopteri; Pomacentridae.
CAAUGCUACUAUGGAUUUUGUAGUACUUUAUAGGCAAUAAGAUUUUGUUGUAUAAUAUUUAAUACUUUGCUUUAUUGUAUCUUCUUGAAACUGCAUGUUGUAUUUAGUUAAAGAGACACACACACAAAGAAAUGUCUGCAUGUACUGUAUGAUAUAUGAAAUUUACUGUAAACAUGGCAUUUUCCUUGUAUUUUGUAAAAUGUUGUCAAUAUAAUUUAACAUUUAUAGAAUUUAAUAUAUUCCACCUUCAAUGCGAAUUUAGUGACUUUUGUGGAGACAAAUAGUUGGAAAAAAUAAAGUUCAAUUCAUAACUGCGUGUUGAGUUAAGUACUUAGGACUUACAAAUGAGAAACGCAAUUUACAAUUUAAGACGUAACGUUUGCAAAUAUCCCUCAUCGGCUGCCGUAAUUCCUGUGGCGAUACAACUGUUAGUUGUUUCUAUGGAGACGCCGUAGCUGACAAACUUUAGCCUGUACUUGGCGGUGCUUUCUUCUCUCCGGUGGAAUAAAAAGCACUAGUUUGUCAGUGUGUGCCGCUUGUCGUCGAAGCCAUGUUAGCUGAGGCUCGGGGUCCUGACCCUCUGAUAUCAGUAGAUCCAUGGAAGCCCUCCACCCUUGGAAAGGAUAUCAAAGAUCCAGGGAUUCAGCACAGGCAACGUGGUGGGAAGCACCAAAGGCGGGCAUCUAGUCAAAGAAGCUGCUUCAUGGGUUUGGAAACUAGGCGAGAGCUGGUCUGGGAGGACUGGGACCUGGGAGGAGAGUUCACCAAGACUUUAGUGCUGAGGAACAUUCAUAAAAAGCUGCAAAAGCUACACAUAAGACCUCCAGCAUCCAAGUGUUUUUCUACUUCGAUAGCUGAGAUAAUUGUCCUCAGUCCAGGGACUUCUUUCUCAAUACCAGUCACUUUUAGACCGUACCAAAGGGGUGAGUACGAGGACAGCAUUGAGUUUCAAGGCAAAGAGGGCAGCUUUCAAGUAUGCCUCCGUGCCAUCAUUCCCUGUCAUGUCCUGGAGGUGCCUGACUCUGUGAUGCUCCCACUCUGUGCUGUCCAACACUCAUCACACACUAAUUUCCUGUUAAAAAAUGCCAGUAAACUCCAGACAAGCUUCCAAUUUGAAUGUGAUACACCAUUCCAGCUGAACCCAAAGCAAGGCAUGUUGAAACCCGGCCAGGAGUGUCACAUCACGGUGGUCUUCCAGCCACAGGAGGCGCUGGUGUACCAGCAGCAUGCUUACUGCUGGUUUGGAGAAGAAGGGGACAAGGCUGAAAACUGCUGCACUGUGCUUCUGCAGGCACUAGCCAAAUACCCGUAUCUUCAGUUGAGAAAUCCCAGUAGCCAGGAGGAAGAAGGAUGGGGUGAUCCGGUGCUGCAGUUUGGUUCUGUGGUAAUUGGCCAAUGUUUGCGGAAACACUUUGACAUCUUUAAUCCCUCUCCGGUAACUGUAUCUUUUUCUCUAUCACCACUGUCAGGUGGUAUACCCUUGCUUGGAUCAGUAUUCAGCUGUGAUGUCACCAGGGGUAAUGUGGCACCUGGUGGAUCACUACGAGCUACAGUCACUUAUUCUCCUGCUAUAGUGAAUACUGUCUCUGUUGAGUAUUUGAUUCUAAAAUGUAGGGGGGCACUCAAUGAACCUCUGCUGAAACUCACUGGAAAUUGCAUAGGUCCCAAAGUUUCCUUGUCCUCCUCUGUGGUGGACUUUGGAUGUGUUGAGGAAGGAGCAUCAGUUGUACAGACAGUCAAGCUGGUUAAUUCUUCUCCUGUUGAGGUCAUCUACAAAUGGGAUAUUGACUGUAAUGGAAACAGUGUGUUUAGUAUCCUACCAGCAAGUGGCACUUUACUUCCACAGAGCUACACCACACUGAAGGCAGUGUACAGACCUACACAACCUAUUACACAUCACAGGAGAGUGGCAUGUGUCAUACUGCAUAGGGACCCUGUGUUUCUUGACCUGACUGGAACCUGUCACUCAAAGCUCCAGAAACCAGUCAUACUCACACCCGAACACUUGGUUGACUUGGCCCGCAGACAGCUCUCGCCAGACACUCUCAAUGCUGUGCAGCACGAUCAUGAUGUACACUUGGACCAGCAGGGAGUGCUCUCCUCCAUGGAGAAGUUAAACCAAAGACUGGGCAGUGCUGCUGUCAUGCCGACCCCCGAUCUUGUCUGUUUAAGUUCUUCUAGAUCAUCCCUACAUGUAUCUGUGGUGCCAAGUGAACUGGUGUUUAAUCACAAAAUGUCAUCCUCUUUCUUAUCUUCAUUUGAUUCCUCUCAGUAUGUCUCCAUCACAAACCACACCAGAGGAAAAGUCAGCCUAGUGUGGACUGUUGCCCAGGAUUCUCCAUUUUCCAUCUCUCCCUCAUUGUGUGACCUGGCUCCACUGAAGUCCACCUCAUUUAGAGUGACGUAUGACCCGAAGCAACUCAAUACCCUGCAUGGAGCAGAGCUUGAGUGCUUUGCAUACUAUAAGGACAGUCCUGAUGUAGGGGAGCAACUGGUGUGUCCGCCCUGGUGUGUGACUGUCAGAGUCAUUGGUCACUCCUUUCAGCCAGGCAAAGGUCACUUCAUCCCAUGCUGCUCGCUGAAGCCCCCUCAAGUGGUUUUUCCAGCCCUGAGUGUUAUUUCCCAUCGGACAGUGCUAUUUCAGAAUGAUGGAGACUUGCCCUUCACUUUUUGUCUGGACCACAGCUCAAUCCCUGCUGGGACAGAAUCCUUGUUUGUAGAGCCCAGCUGUGGUGUGAUCCAGCCGAGGGAUUACCAAAUCCUCACCCUCAGAACAACUCCGACAGAAGACAGUCCCAAACAGGGGUUUAACUUACGCCUGCAGCUCAAUGCAGCUAAGCUCACAAGGGAAAUUACUGUUGUGAGUGUGGUGGAAAAGCCAUGUAUGUCUCUGGAAGGAGGCAGCAGUUUAUAUUUCCAGCCAACAGCUGUGGGCUCACAAACCCGGCGCACUCAUCACAUCAGGAACCUCAGCCGCGUGCCUAUACGGUUCCAGUGGAGCAUUCCAGAGCCAGACCAGGAGCUUAUCUUUGUUGAACCAGAUGGUGGUGAACUGCAUCCCAAUGAGAGCUCAGUCCAGACAUGGUCCUUCAGUCCACUAUCAGAGAAAACAUACACACUCAACCCUACUCUCAUCUUCUGGCCAGUGCAGACUGAUAGAUCUAACAAGUCACACCUUACCCUUAAAGUUGUGGGAAUGGGUUCCAAGGGUUCCAUAGAGGCAGAGAAAGCAGUCACGGAUAUUGGGGAGAUUCUGGUUGGCAGCUGCCACUCAUUUGAGGUUCCUCUAGUGAACAACAGCCCAUGUCCUGUCUCCUUUUGUCUCAUUGUACAGCAGAUACUUCUGGAUGAUGAACUUACAUAUGACCCUGAAACUGAGCAAAGUGCCCUACAGCUGGACUGUGAGAAGGGAACCAUCCCUUCACACUCCACAAUUCAACUCCAAUCCAUCGUCAGACCCCACAGACGAGCCCAGUACCUCUGGAACAUCAGCUACCAGACAAUAAAUGCCAGUGGGUUUGUGUCGUCUCCUCCCGAGACACUGUGCGAAGUGCGAGCUAAAGGUGUGUUUCCCACCCUGCAGGUGGUUGAUGCCUGUAGUGGUGGCAGUGUGGGGAGGCUCAGCAAGAUGCAUCUCUGGAAAUUCUUCUCAUUGGACAGCCUCAAUGAGCAUUUGCUCUCCAACCCCUCUCCUGCAGAACUCACAUUUAGAACCCCCACCAGACACAGUUUCCACAGUAGUCCCUCCAUCUUCACUAAAGCUGUCUUGGAUUUCAACUUUAGCUCUGCUCCUGUAAAUUCAGACUCCUCAAAUUUUGUCCUGAUGUUUUACAACCCUGGUUCCAUCCCUGUGGACUGGACAUUCUUGUUUCCAGAGGACCAACAGAUAGAGUUGGAGUACUGGGCAUUGACGGGAGAGUUCAGCAGCACAGAGCUGCACCAAAUGAAGGUGCAGGACAACCAACUGUUCAACAUUUCCCCUCGUUCUGGAAAUUUGCUCCCUGGCCAGAAGAGGGCAGUGCACUUCAGCUACAGUCAUGACAUUGUUGGAACUCAUCGAUUACCUGUCGUGCUCAAACUCUCUUAUGGCAGAGAGAUCUUGCUGAACCUCCAAGGGGUGACCGUGGAGAGAGAUACACCAUAUAUCCACUUUGCCUCCAAUCAGUAUGAAUUCACUUCUGUCAAUAUUGGUUACAGCAGUCCUCCCAGACAGGUGUAUGAGUUACAUAAUGGCGGUGCAGUUCCAGUCCGUUAUCAAGUGGACAUGGCUGUGUUGUCACAGCUUCAGGCGGACAACUUUAACCAUCCAGUGCUCUGCUGCCUCAAUCCAGAGGGAGAAGUCCUUCCUGGGAAGACAACCAAGCUGGAAUGGAUCUUCUCACCACUUGAGGCUAAGAUUUACCAUAUGGAUGUUCCUAUCCACAUCCAGGAAAGGGACUCGACACUGGUGAGAUUUGAGGGAUGUGGCCGUGAUAUUCUGACACCGGGUUCUUCAAACCCAUUGACAAGCAGUGAUCAUAAGGUUUGUGUACCAUGCGUCCAGAGGGUGCCCUUUCCGGGACAGAUGUUAUUCUUGUCUGAAGACAGUGUCUUUCUUGGUGACAUCCCUGUGUGUUCACAAUCUUCAAGAAUCCUAUUCCUCACCAAUGUGUCUCACACAGACACUGUCCACUAUACAUGGGACCUGCCCCAGCAGAGCAACCAACAGGUGGUGCAGAUCCAUCCAGAGCGAGGUUGUCUUUGUCCAGGGGAGUGUGUCCUUUGUGUCCUUACCUUCACUUCUACAGACUACCCCACCGUUUAUAAGCUCGAUCUCAUCUGUCAGGUUACUCACGCAGCUGCACUCAUUCAGUAUCACGAUGCUUUGCAGAGCUGGGAAGAAGAGAAAGAGAGGCAGCAAGAUGAAUUCACAAUAACAGACAAAAAUGUGACAGACAGCCAAAGAAUUUUAAUAGACCAGGAACCUCUUGCAGCUCCUGCAAGGAAAGGGCCACCACUGAGAAAAUACAAGACUCUUCCUCCUAUCUGUGCCAGUGGUAGCUUUGAAACAAUGGGCAGUAUCUGUACCAAACUAACAAAAGCUGAGCGGCGGAUGCAGCGAGAAACAUCAAAAGUGUGGAGGCGCCCUCGACCACCCCAACCUGCUCUGCUGCAUCUGGCAGUUACAGCUCACUCCCAUGGGCUUCUGGAGUACUCCACACACUUUCCUGACCAGUUCAAUAAGCAUUAUAGAUACCUCCAGUCAGUAAAAAAACAGCAACCUGAAAACAUCUCUUUAAGAACAUCCCUCCCUGCUGGACCAUCUACACAAACACAGGGCCCUGAGAAAGACAUCGUUGUGCACAUACUAACCUUUUUGCUAAGGAACAUACUUGAUGAUUCAACCUUUGUUCAGUCUCUGAUUCCUUUGGCCUCUAAGCCCAACACCUACCAGCCCACAGAAACCUUUUCCUCUCAUUGCUCUUCAUAUCCAUCUUCAGCCUGUCCGCCUAGGUGUCCUACUGCUUCUUCUUCUCCUCCUGCUACACCCCAACCUCAAGUUCUGUUGAGUGGAGCAGCUGACAUGCAGAGGACUGCAGGAGGUUUGGGAAACAGGCCUGAAAAACAGCAAACACUGCAUGCUGAACACGUACCUGCUGACAUGGUUGAAGAUGUUUUACUGAACACCCUCCAGAACCUGAUGAUGGAAGCUGUCAGAGGAGAGCUUGUCCUUACAGCACCCUCCCGCACCAUUAUCACUCCACCUGCAUCUACCAGAAUCAGAAGGAUGUCCAAAGCCAUGGCUGAGGAACAGAAAAUCUGAAAAAGAGAAAGGCACCAGCAGAGACUUCAGUCACACCAUCUAUCCAAAGUCCCAGAGGCCUGUCUCCAUCUACAGCUUUCAUUAAAAUCCAACUCAUUAUCUUAUCCAACUUGACAGUUGCCCUGUAUUUCUCAGUGUCAUUCACCUCUUUUUGUCCUCAAUCCAACCAGUUUAAUUGUUGUAUCACUCUUUUUCCUGUCUUUGCAGCUUCCAUCCUUACAGACAGUUCCAUAAAAAUGUGAAUAAAAAAGUAAAACUCACUAGAGCUGCAGUAGGGAAUGUUUAACACUCAUAUGCUUGCAACACUUGAUCACCUGAUUAGUUUCAAUGAGUUAACAAAAAACAAAGAAACUACACACAUACAAACGGACAAGUUUAAAUAUUGAAAUAUGGAAUAAUGAGUAGAUUAUCCUUGGCUCAUUACUCAAUAUGGGUGUCAGUAAAGUAGGGGACGAUCUCAUUAGCCGAUAUUCAGAAGCUGUAAAAUGUAAAGCAAUUCAGUAUUGUUUCACAUAUAUAUGUAUGUAUUCAUUUACUCCCCAUUGCUUUCUGUUUUGAAGAAUCAACCACCAGUCCAUCAGAUAUUGUGAGGCCAUUUCUGGUAUAUAUUUUUUUUCAUCAAAUAAAAGGUAUAUUGCACAUCA